This is a messenger RNA of Salmo salar (Atlantic salmon), 1900 nucleotides long. RefSeq names its product ras-related protein Rap-2b. Gene Ontology annotation, cellular component: membrane. The record is from RefSeq and is a predicted model, not a curated record. Gene Ontology annotation, molecular function: GTP binding; GTPase activity. Gene Ontology annotation, biological process: Rap protein signal transduction. NCBI's taxonomy places the organism in Eukaryota, Metazoa, Chordata, Actinopteri, Salmoniformes, Salmonidae.
UUGCCUUGCGCCGAGAAACAGUGGGCAGGAAACGGCAGGCAAAGAAAGACUUGUUCACGGGUUCCAACACCAUGGCACAGUACAAAUAACCGAAUAUGUGCUCCACGUUAUAUUACUAAUGUUCGGGAACGGCCACAGUCUUCGGCUUCUUACCAAGACUUUUGGAGACGUUCCUCGAAAGCUUUUCCGUGGAGAGAUUUGACAACUCCCACCCGUGAAAGGUGUCUGCGGUCUAAAAACAUCGGGGCGGACCGCGGGUGGGAAGAGGAUUCGUAGAGAAGGGCUGUCUGCUUUCUGGAGCCAUGAGGGAGUAUAAAGUGGUCGUGUUGGGCUCGGGCGGCGUGGGUAAAUCAGCAUUGACGGUCCAGUUUGUGACGGGAUCCUUCAUUGAGAAAUACGACCCCACAAUAGAGGAUUUCUACCGAAAGGAGAUCGAGGUGGACUCGUCGCCCUCUGUUCUGGAGAUACUGGACACGGCCGGGACCGAACAGUUCGCCUCCAUGCGAGACCUGUACAUCAAAAACGGGCAGGGAUUUAUUUUGGUCUACAGUCUGGUCAACCAGCAGAGCUUCCAAGACAUCAAGGCAUUGAGGGAUCAAAUCAUCCGAGUGAAAAGAUACGAACGAGUGCCAAUGGUAUUGGUUGGAAACAAGGUGGACUUGGAAGGCGAGAGGGAGGUCUCUUCCGGGGAAGGCAAGGCGCUGGCUCAGGAGUGGAAUUGCCCGUUUAUGGAAACUUCAGCAAAAAAUAAAGGCUUGGUCGACGAACUGUUCGCAGAAAUCGUGAGACAGAUGAACUAUUCUUCUUUACCCAGCGGUGGAGAUCGCUGUUGUUCUUGUGUGCUUCUCUAAGAAAACAUGUUUCGUGCAGCUGUCAUUCAGGCCUGGAGAGAUGGAUUGGAGGACUCAUCCCUUUCUGUGGAUUCUGCUGGGCUCAAGGAACAUUUGCCUCCCCCCCAAAAAUUGGAAACUCCCUGCAAAAGCUCUUUUUCUUUUUUUUUGGUACAGUGUCAAAUAAACCCCAUAUGCCAGUCAGUAAACCUGCACUGUUCACUGGAAUUAGCCUAAACCUGAGCAUCCUGUUCAAAUAAGACUAAACAUAACAAAUAGCUUAAACAUCAAGCUGUGGUACGUUACCUGUAGAAAAAAGCCUACUCAAGACAUGGGGCGUAUUCAUUACGCAGAUUCUGUUGCAAAAUGUUUCUUAAACGGAAGCAAACGGGGUGUGACCUAUCUGAAUUUGUCCAAUAGAAACUUGUUUUUUUCGAUUUGCUUACGUUUGGUUCUUAAACGGUUUCCAUAAUGAAUACGCCCCUGGAGUGUGGUGGUUUGAAUUGUGUUUUUUCUUGGGGACUGGUGAUGACGUUGGAUUGAAUACAAGACUUGCACUUCCCUUUCCAGUGUCACUCUUUGAUUUGCACAAACAAGGACCUUACAGAUGUUACUGACAUGACAUGGCGAAUACACAUGACUGGACCCCAUGUCAAGUGCCUUCCUAAGAAUUACACUUGUCUCCAUGUGCCAACCCAGGAGCCCUCUAAUCACAACAGUACUUUACAGUUUCAGUUGGGCUCAUAGUGUUACUUUUUGGAUUUUCAGAGAGGAAGUUGAGGUGUAGACCUAGACCAACUAACAGUUAUUUUAUGGCAAAGUUUGGCCUAUUUUUUUUAUUUAUUUUAUCGCCCCCCCGGUACUAAUUCACUGAGAAUAUGAACCCAAGCAGAUUUAUGCUGUGGGCUUCAGAGAAAAGAAAGCCAUGUUUGUGUUUUUAAUUUUCCAUUUUUAUGAUUACAUUCUGAAAUGUGAAAUCCUGAUUCAAUUGUAAUUUUGACCUCAAGUCUAUUACUACCCACCUGUCUGGUUUGGAGGACUUUUGAAUACAAAAGGCAUUUUCUGCAACA